GUCCUCACCUCCCUUUUUCUCUCUUCUCUUCCCUUCCCUUUCAUCAGUCACAGCCGGUCUGUUAAUACAUAUCACCAUGGAUGUCCUCCGAGUACGCGACGACGAGAAGCCGACGAGCACGUUUAUGAAAAGCGGUGUUCCUGGCAUCAUCAUCGGAGUGAUUGUCCUCAUUGCCAUUUGUGUUUGCACUUUUUUUCUCUGGCGCAACCGACGGAGAGAUACUCGAGAAGCCAGGGUGGGCCGGGAGUGGAAUGCGUGAA
Aspergillus wentii DTO 134E9 is the source of this 260-nucleotide messenger RNA. RefSeq lists its product as uncharacterized. NCBI's taxonomy places the organism in Eukaryota, Fungi, Ascomycota, Eurotiomycetes, Eurotiales, Aspergillaceae. The record is from RefSeq and is a predicted model, not a curated record. The coding region runs from base 77 to 259 and encodes 60 amino acids. The transcript has 2 exons.